Messenger RNA from Nyctereutes procyonoides (raccoon dog), 330 nucleotides. RefSeq names its product oncomodulin 2 (gene OCM2). The transcript has 4 exons. Gene Ontology annotation, molecular function: calcium ion binding. The coding region runs from base 1 to 330 and encodes 109 amino acids. NCBI's taxonomy places the organism in Eukaryota, Metazoa, Chordata, Mammalia, Carnivora, Canidae. The record is from RefSeq and is a predicted model, not a curated record. Gene Ontology annotation, cellular component: nucleus; cytoplasm.
AUGAGCAUCACAGAUGUCCUUAGCGCUGACGACAUCGCAGCAGCCCUGCAGGAGUGCCAAGACCCAGAUACUUUCGAACCCCAAAAAUUCUUCCAGACAUCGGGCCUCUCCAAGAUGUCGGCCAGUCAGGUGAAGGAUGUUUUUCGGUUCAUAGACAAUGACCAGAGUGGAUAUCUGGAUGAAGAAGAGCUUAAGUUUUUCCUCCAGAAGUUCGAGAGUGGUGCUAGAGAGCUGACAGAGUCAGAAACCAAGUCUUUGAUGGCAGCUGCAGACAAUGAUGGUGAUGGGAAGAUUGGAGCUGACGAAUUCCAGGAAAUGGUGCAUUCUUAA